Messenger RNA from Anopheles aquasalis, 1349 nucleotides. RefSeq names its product WW domain-containing oxidoreductase (gene Wwox). The record is from RefSeq and is a predicted model, not a curated record. Lineage: Eukaryota; Metazoa; Arthropoda; Insecta; Diptera; Culicidae. Gene Ontology annotation, molecular function: protein binding.
CCCAAUCACUCGGCUUGCCGACGCGUUGAAUGCUGCGUUUCUUCGCCGUUCCUUGUGAUCCAGUGGUUCGCUCGUCUCGUUUGGUUUGUUAAACCUUUUCGCAAGAAUGCCGGUACAGCUGCCCGAUUCCGACUCCGAGGAUGAGCUUCCACCGGCAUGGGAAGAGCGUGCCACCAGCGAUGGUUUCGUUUAUUACGUGAACCACCAAAGCAAAACAACGCAGUGGAGCCACCCACGCACCGGUAAGAUGAAGCGUGUUUCCGGUGACCUACCCAUCGGAUGGAGCCGACAUGUCGAAGAAGCCACCGGCAAGGUGAUCUUUGUAGAGGAGAAAACCCAGCGGAAGUCGUACACGGAUCCGAGGUUGGCUUUCGCCGUGGAGGAAGCCCCCAGUCAGGUCGGGGAACUGCGCCAACGGUUCGACAGUGGCACGAAUGCGUUGCAGGUGCUCCACGGGCGGGAUCUUAGUGGAAAGGUGGCAUUGAUCACGGGCUGCAAUGCAGGAAUUGGCUUUGAAACGGCUCGUUCACUUGCGUUGCACGGUUGCGAAGUGCUGUUUGCCUGUCGCGACGAGAAGGCGACGAAAGCGGCCAUCGCUAAGAUAUUCCACGAAAAAGAAGCCGCUGGUUCGAGAUGCAAGUACAUUCCGCUGGAUCUUGCCAGCCUUCGGUCUACCAAGCGCUGUGCGGAGCAGGUGAAGCAGCUUUGCAAGCACAUUGAUAUGCUGAUACUGAAUGCCGGCGUCUUUGCGCUUCCACAUUCCAUAACCGACGACGGUUACGAGCGGACGUUCCAGGUGAACCAUCUGGCCCACUUUUACUUGACCAAUCAGCUGGCGGAGUUGUUCGAUCACACCUCACGUAUCGUUGUCGUUUCGUCGGAAUCGCACCGCAUGAGUACGCUACCGGCAAGCGGCCUGUCCGAGAGUGAUCUCUGUCCGCCGCCGCACAAAUUCUGGAGUAUGCUGGCGUACAAUAACUCCAAGCUGUGCAACGUGCUCUUUGCGAUGGAGCUAGCGAAGAGAUGGAAAUCGAGAGGCAUAAGCGUGUUCGUUUUGCAUCCGGGCAAUAUGGUUUCAUCGGCCCUUUCCCGGAACUGGUGGUUCUAUAGAGUGCUGUUCGCUGUGGUUCGUCCUUUUACCAAGUCCUUGCAACAGGCCGCCAGCACCACCAUCUACUGCGCUACGGCCCAUGAGCUAACGGGACUGACCUCGCUGUACUUCAACAACUGCUACGUUUGCGAUCCGUCUGGGGCAUCCAAAAACGAACCGUUGCAGCAAAGCCUCUGGCAAAUCAGCGAAAAUAUGGUUGAACGGGCUCUGCAAACCACCGACAAUGCUUAAGGCCACG